Talaromyces proteolyticus is the source of this 4380-nucleotide messenger RNA. RefSeq lists its product as uncharacterized. The transcript has 4 exons. Gene Ontology annotation, biological process: phosphorylation; phosphorelay signal transduction system. The record is from RefSeq and is a predicted model, not a curated record. Lineage: Eukaryota; Fungi; Ascomycota; Eurotiomycetes; Eurotiales; Trichocomaceae. Gene Ontology annotation, molecular function: phosphorelay sensor kinase activity. The coding region runs from base 390 to 4199 and encodes 1269 amino acids.
UUGUGAAGCCCACCGACCGGAGGCGACCUUCGUCUCUCCAAAUCACCCAUCGGCCUUCGCUGCUUGGCUCUUGUUUCUAGCAAUUCUCUGUCCCAUGCCGUUCUGAGCUUCCCCAUCUGACCUCACCGCCACCCGCCUUUGACGAAUUCCGACGUCUAUACUACCGCUCUUCGACAUUGAAACAGUCGCUCGUCUACGCAUUACAACCUCGCGGGAUUCGCUAGGGACAAUUCAAGUCGCUUGCUCGCAUAGAUUGAGGGGAACCGCUGACAGAGACCCAACAACAUCGAGACCCAAAAACCACACAAAAAAACAAGAACAGAAGCUCACAUAACCGCCAAGAAACAAUGUGUUGCGCCUAAGAAACCGUCUGGUCCACAACAUCUACCAUGGUUUCUGCACCGCAGGACGAAAUCGCUUCUCACCGCGAUGACCGCCGCUUUCGUGAGAUAUAUCGUUUCUUUCAACCCGCCACUCCCGCUGCCCUGCUGUAUUCCCAUCAGAUACUCCCGACCGACGGAGACGAUGGCUUUGCGAUACAUGUGGACGGUACACCGGGACUAGAAAGUGCCGGGACCUCGUUGGCAGUUUGCCUGCCUUCCGAACAGAACACAUCCAGUGCAAAUACCAUUUUGACGACUUUUGCCCAGACGGCAACCCUGAAACUGAACGCACAACGGGCCGUCAUCAGUAUAUUAGAUCGUGAGACGGAGUAUUUUCUUGCAGAAGCUUCUAGCACUUCCAAACUGCGGGAUGCUACCAAUACCGUCUUCUCCGACUCCUCAUGGAAUGCUGUCAGUAAUAAUGGCAACUUUGGCCCGCGUUUGACCUUGAAAACGGUCGCGCUAGAGCCACCCUUAAAAAACAAAUAUAGCUUCCACAUUGUGAACGACCUGUCAACUCACGAAGAAUACGCAAAAUUCCCUUUUGUAUCCGGGUCGCCUCAAUUCAAAUUCUAUGCUGGCACUCCCCUGGUAACGGAAAAUGGCAUUAACAUCGGCUCUUUUUGCGUCUUGGACACGACCCCCCGAGAUGGUCUGACCGACGCCGAAAUGGAUGAUCUCGGGUAUCUCUCCUUCCUGGCCAUGGAUUUCCUUCGUCUGAGUCGGCGGGCUGCCGAAGGACGGCGCGCAGCUCGUCUAUCUCGUGGAUUGAGCUGUUUUGUGGAAGGGAGUUCGUCGUUCGUCGAUGGAAUGAACUCUCUCACCCCCUGCUCCUCUCAUACUAGCUCUGCACGGUCGUCGGCCUCUCCUCCCGCCGCUCCCAGCCCAAUCUCUCGAUCGCGAGGCUCAGAGGGGUCACUGGAAUCUCGUGGGUCGCGUGGGAGCUAUGUUGAUGUCCGCCAAAGUCGGUCGCCAGGCCCAUCGUUAUCGGAAGAAAGAGCCGACACUGGAGCUUCUUCUGACCUGAUAACCCCGCUUCCGGAUUGGUUGAUAGCAGGGACGAAGGGUUCCAAGACUCGCUUGGCGGACGAAAUGCAUACGCACCAUUGGACUUUCCGCCGUGCUGCUAAUCUAAUUCGCGAAAGUCUAGAGUUGACGGGAGAGAGUGGCGUUAUUUUUUUGGAAAAUAGCAACACGCCACUUGACGUCGAUAAUGGCCGGUUAGAGUUCUCUGACGACAACGAACCUCCAGCGCCUGUUCUGUGCGUAUCGACCAGCGACGCGCCCUUCGCAUCUGAACCAGCUUCGAGCGAAACUUGUGCCGCUGCUAAUUUUGACCGCCGUUUCUUGCAAAGCGUUUUGCGACGUUACCCAAAAGGCAAAAUCUGGUCAUUUCAUCGUGACCGAAGCCUGUUUGCUUCGUCUGACGAUGACGAAAACAACCCAACCUCACCCGUCUCCGCCGUAAAAGUUCCUCCCGACGCCCCAUCACGAUCUAAUAAGAAAUGGAGGGCUACUGAAGAAGCGCAAUUAGCUAAAUAUUUCCCGACUGCCAGUCAAGUUAUGUUUGUCCCUCUGUGGAAUGCUGCCACAUCUCAAUGGUUUGCAGGUUGUUUCUGCUGGAAUUGUACAGAAACCCAAGUUUAUAACGCUUCCGUGGAAUUGGCGUCGAUGAUGGGAUUUGGCUAUUCAAUUAUGGCCGAGCUAAGUCGUCUCGAAUCCAUCAUUGCCGACCGGCAAAAGGGCGAUUUUAUUGGCAGUAUAUCCCACGAACUACGCAGUCCGCUACAUGGUAUUCUUGCGGCAGCUGAAUUUAUGGACGGAACUCAAGUGAACCAGUUUCAGAAGUCAUUGCUGGAGACGAUCAACGCAUGUGGUAGGACUUUACUAGAUACAAUGAAUCAGGUUUUGGAUUUCAGCAAGAUUGUCUCGCUCGAAAAAAGUUGGCGUCGGAUGAAGAAGGCUCGUCGGGAUCAAAAGGAAGACAUGGCCGACAUCAAGGGCGUCGACAGUAUGGCGGCUUUGCUAGAUACGCAUACCAGUGAAGAUAUCUGUCUGCUUACGGAAGAGGUGGUGGAGGGUGUAUGUCUAGGCCAUUCAUACGGUCGGUCAGCGAAUAAUUCUACCGCCUCAUCAUACAUGUCUGCCGCUCAAUCACAUUCCGGGUCAAGCUCGCUCUCCACUCCAGAUAGUGAAAGCACGGGAGAAAUUCGACUUAAUGUUGAGGUCAUCGUGGAUAUUGAGGACGGAGACUGGGUAUACAAAACACAACCAGGAGCUUUACGCCGUAUUGUCAUGAAUAUUUUUGGGAAUGCUAUGAAGUAUACCGAGAGCGGCCAUGUGAUUGUUCGGUUGGAGAAAUCCAAGGACGAGCAGGAAUUGUCGCAAAAAACGAAACUUGGAAAGGACUCGGAUGAGUUCGUCGUUCUCUCUGUCACCGAUACAGGUAAAGGGAUAUCUGAGGACUUUCUGCGGGCUCGUUUGUACAUGCCAUUCUCCCAAGAAGACACCCUCGCAGUAGGCACAGGCCUUGGGUUGGCAAUUGUGCGUAGCAUUGUCAAAUCACUAGGAGGGCAUAUUAGCAUUCGCAGUCAAGCUGGAGAGGGGACGAGAGUGAAGGUUAUACUUCCGAUGUCUCGGCCGGAUUCAGAUGAUACAAGCUUGCCACUCUCGCGACCGAACCAGUCGACUCUCAGUCGAGAUUUGCGUCUAAUUCGAGAGCGGUAUUCGGAUAAGAAGGUUGCGAUCGUCGGUUAUAACCCCGAAGCUCCUAACAAUACUGAGAGUUCUUCUGUGCUUGCUCGAUAUGUCACGGAAUGGUGCGGGCUGAAACUCCAGCCAUGGCCGACUCAGUACCCAGCCGAUCUCGUGCUUGCUCAGGAGAAGGAUCUGCCUGAGGAGUUGAAAACGAAACAGUUCAAUCGACCAGCAGCAAUGCUUGUUUUCUGUAACAACACCGCCGGCCUGGAUGCUUCCCGCUCAGGCUGGUCAAAGGGGGCAAAUAUUGUCGAAUAUCUGUACCGUCCAUGCGGCCCACAUAAACUGAUUCGCGGUAUUUCUCAAUGUCUGCAAAAAUCAGCCAUGUCAUAUGCACACGCAAGUGCUCAGCACUCUCAACUGGCUAAUCGAACUCGCAUACAUCCCCCUAACCCCAAAGCUGAGGCCCCGCAAGAUUCCGCUAUUAGAUACAACAAAACGUCCAUUCCUUCCCUCGCAGGGAUGCGGGCAACAAGCGAUUCACAGGUGACAUCGAUUACCCUGGACUCGCCUGUCGACGAACAAGAUUUUCAAUCUUUGAACGAUGAAGGUAACGUGGGACGACGCUCGGCUCCUAUUACGAGCGAGAUGUCAAGCAAUAAAACGGAGGCCAUGUCAUCGCUGCCAGAGGACCAGGAAAUCGCUCUUGCACCGUCUAUUCCGAUCAACGUGCUAGUUGUCGACGACAACCAAAUAAAUUUACGUCUUCUAAUGACAUACUUGGGCCGCCGCAAUGUGGCUAGUCUAGACUCGGCCGAAAAUGGAAAAAUGGCUGUCGAAGCUGUGGAGAGGCGGCCGGAAGGAUACGAUAUUAUUUUUAUGGAUAUUUCGAUGCCUGUGAUGAACGGGUUUGAAGCGACCCGCGCCAUUCGUGUUCUUGAGAAUGAGCGAGAUGCGCAGCGGCCAGCGACGAUUAUAGCGUUGACAGGUCUCAGCAGCGCCCGCGAUGAGACGGAAGCAUUGACAUCUGGCGUUGAUCUCUUUUUGACGAAACCUGUUUCGUUGAAAGAGGUUUCUCGUUUGUUGGAGGAGUGGCAGCCAAAACAACUGGACUCCUGAUUCAUAAUUUGAUUCUCUGAUCAUAUAUGAUCGAGGAAUGGAAAAUGAUUACUUCUUUUUUUUUUCGGCGUGCAUGUAUGUGAUUGAUACCUCUGGGAGAUAUCAGAAGCAUACGAUAUGAUAUGAUACCUAUUGGCUUUUGAUUUGUUUCUAUAAACGAUUAUGAACUUUGCAAUCAUCU